UUGUAGUUUUGCAGGCUAUGUAAAUAUCAUCAAACUGCCCUUCGUCCCAAUAAUCAUGUCCCGUAAUUGGUUGGUAUGAUGACAGCGGUCAGGUGAUAAUAUUAAACGCUUUCCUUUUGCGUUUAUUAUGUGGAUAAAGUGCAGCUUUGAGAAAUCGGCAUAGCAUUCCCGCACGAUAUCUACCAGACCACAGAAAUAAUGGAGUAGGUGACGCACUUGAAAACAACUGCGAAAAACUGAACUUGCUACCAAACCUAUCUUAUUCCUGUGGACAGAAGGCUGGAACUUUUCUGGAAGGAAUGCUAUACAUUUACAGAGGAUUCAUUCAGUGUUGCCAAUCUUCCUUGCCUGUUUAUUUGUGGGAAGAAGGAGGAAACUGGAGUACCCUGAGGAAAGAGACACAGGCUGUGACUGGAUUUACAUUACCUGAUUUUAAAGAUGAGGAGUAAUUCUUCCACAUCACUUUGCCAGCGGAGAAGCCUUGGCUCUGUUCACCCUGGGAGCAGCCCAGCUAUAUUUCAGAGUUCAGGUCAAGCUUUGCCUUACCUAGAUUCUGCUGUUGAGCUGUUGAUGGUGCAGCGUGAUUUCUGUUUAGCUUUAGAGACCUGUGAGAAGGGAUUAGAAAGUAUUAACAGCCUUUCUGAAUUGGAUGACUCAACCAGCAGUUACAGAUGCGGAGAAAUGAAGAUUGCUUUUUGCAUCAUUGGUGUCCAAGCCUUGGCAGAACUUAAUGAAUGGAAAUCUGUUCUUAACUGGUUAUUGCAGUAUUACGGAACUCCAGAGAAACUUCCUGCUAAAAUUAUGCAAAUGUGCAUCCUCUUAUUCACCAAAGUUGAUGAGCCAGGUAUAAUUUUUGAAUCGGGCAAAGAAUGGCUGAGGAGCCCAUCUAAUCAUUGUUGCCUUGGAUUUAAUACUGUAGCAGAGCUGUUCCUCCUUCAUGUCCUAAUUCCAAUGGGCAAGCUUAAAGAUGCAGAAACUUUGGCUGGAAAUGGUGUAACCUUCAAUGAUGAACAGUGCCAGGUUGUCAUGGAGAUCAUUAAGCAGAAGAGAGAAGAAAAAAAUGGAAUUCCUGACCCUGAUCCAGCAAGUCAGAUUCAAGCCAGCAGUACCUUGACAUCAAAACAAAGGUUUUCAUCUAAAUGUUUGCUGCCACUUGUCAGAUUGUUGCAAAGAGGUUUUCUGUUGAUAAGGAGAGGAGUUUGCUCCAUUCCUUUGCAGAAGGUGGUCCUCGCUGUCAUGAUUCUUUUCCUGCUUCUGAUGCGAAUAGACCCUGCUCUCCCCUCUGCCUUGCCUUGGAUCUCCAGCCUCUUGCAGAUGUUGAGACACAUGUGGGACACGAUGUUUGCACCAUACUACAGAGCCAAAGUCAGCCAUUAACUUUGGCUUCAACAUUUUUGAGAAUAUAUAUAACCAU
Messenger RNA from Erpetoichthys calabaricus (reedfish), 1414 nucleotides. It is a transcript of the gene pex26, whose product is annotated as peroxisomal biogenesis factor 26. Gene Ontology annotation, molecular function: ATPase binding; protein-containing complex binding. The coding region runs from base 439 to 1377 and encodes 312 amino acids. The record is from RefSeq and is a predicted model, not a curated record. NCBI's taxonomy places the organism in Eukaryota, Metazoa, Chordata, Cladistia, Polypteriformes, Polypteridae. Gene Ontology annotation, biological process: protein import into peroxisome matrix; protein import into peroxisome membrane. Gene Ontology annotation, cellular component: peroxisomal membrane; peroxisome. The transcript is spliced from 7 exons.